AUGCUGAAGGGUAGCCUGCUGCUGAAGAUGGAGGUUCCAAAGCUACUGGGGCAGAUCAUAGACAUGUCCACGCAACUUCUGAUCAGGAGGAAUGGCUUGAAAACACCCCCUAAAGAUGCAAUCGUCCCAGCAAUUUUAGCAAGAGCCCUCAUUGCAGAAGGGUGCCGGGGGGUGGUGGUCCGGACGAGCGUGGGCCAGGCCUGCCUGUACCUGGGGAUUCUCUGCCCUCUUGGCAGACGAAUUUCCAGGACAUUUGGGGAAGAUGGGGGAGACAAGCUGUUUGGCAGGCGGCUGCUGCAGGCCGGGCGCUACGUCAUGUCGCACAAGUCCUGGAUGAAGACGGUGCCCACAGAGAACUGCGACGUGCUCAUGACUCUGCCGGACACGACGGAUGACCACACGCUCCUGUGGUUGCUGAACCACAUUCGGCUUGGAAUCCCGGAGCUCAUUAUCCAGAUCCGACACCACAAGCACACGCGCGUCUACGCCCUCUUCGUCACAGCUACCUAUGAGAGUUUGUUACGAGGCGCAGAUGAGAUCGGCCUGCGGAAGCCAGUGAAGGCUGAAUUUGGGGGAGGCACGCGCAGCUUCUCUUGCGAGGAGGAUUACAUCUAUGAGAACAUAGAGAAUGAGCUGCAUUUUUUCACUUCUCAGGAACGGCAGAACGUCAUCAGGUAUUGGCUGGAGAACCUGCGAGCCAAACAAGGCGAGAUGCUGCAUAACGUCCACUUCCUGGAGGGGCAGCCAAUCAUCCCGGAGCUAGCCGCCCGCGGCAUCCUGCAGCAGGUCUUCCCCAUCCAUGAGCAACGGAUUCUCCACCGACUGAUGAAAUCCUGGGUAGAAGCCACCGGCGAGCCACAGCCUCUGGAUGAAAUCUGUGACUACUUUGGUGUCAAGAUUGCCAUGUACUUUGCGUGGCUGGGCUUCUACACAUCAGCCAUGGUGUACCCUGCUGUCUUCGGUUCGCUUCUUUACACCUUUACAGAGAAUGACCAGACCAGCCGGGAUGUCUGCUGCGUGAUCUUUGCCAUCUUCAACGUCAUCUGGUCCACACUGUUCCUGGAAGAGUGGAAGCGCCGGGGGGCCGAGUUUGCCUACAAGUGGGGGACCCUGGACACGCCCGCAGAGUCCAUUGAGGAGCCACGGCCACAGUUCCGGGGGGUGAAGCGCAUCAGCCCGGUGACCAAUGCCGAAGAGUUCUAUUAUCCUCCGUGGAAGCGGCUGCUGUUCCAAUGCCUGGUCAGCCUCCCCGUCUGCCUCUUUUGCCUCUCCUUUGUCUUCCUCGCCAUGCUGGGUUGCUUCGAGCUGCAGGAGUUUGUGCUGAGCAUCAAAGAACUGCCCCGUAUCGUGCGCUUCUUGCCGAAGAUCCUGCUUGCCGUCAUUGUCACUGCCUGCGAUGAAGUUUACAAGAAAAUCGCCUACUGGCUCAACGACAUGGAAAAUUACCGCUUGCAGAGUGCCUAUGAAAAACACCUCAUCAUUAAAAUGGUCUUGUUUCAGUUUGUAAAUUCAUACCUAAGUCUUUUUUACAUCGGAUUCUACCUCAAGGACAUGGAGCGCCUCAAGGAGAUGCUGGCCACCCUGCUCAUCACCCGCCAGUUCCUGCAGAACAUCAAGGAGGUCUCUCAGCCCCACCUCUACAGCAAGUUCAAGCGGGGGGACUUCAGCAUGCAAAACCUCCGGGAGGUCACCCACACCCUCUUCCGGCUGCUCACCCAGAAGUACACCUUGGCCAGACCUCUGGGGGCCGAGUCUCGGCCCCGACGAGGCCACCCGCAGGCGGGACAUGGGCCAGAGCCCCCCGAGGCGGCCGAGGGGGUCCCCAAGGGGGAGAAGAAAUGCCUGAAUGGUGGGUGUGGGGUCCCCGAGGACGAGGAGGACGAGGAGAAAAAGGAGUCCGACUCGGAAGACGAGAGCAUCCUCGACUGUGGGCUGAAGCUCAAGAAGGUGAGCUUUAUUGAGAAGGCCAACCGGAAGUCUGGGGAGUUCAGGGGCCUGGAGGAGGUCAGCUUCUCGGAAGAAGGCAGCCCCACCAUGGUGGAAAAGGGGAUGGACCCGGCCUCCGUGUUUGAGCUGUGCGAAGAUGACGAGGAGAGCGACGGGCCAUUGGGGAGUCUCGCGGAGGGCCUGCCAGAGGCCAAAGAGCCCGCAGUUUUCAUGCGAGCCCGGAGGCCACGAGGCACCAAGAACCUGGUGGAAGGCGAGGAGGAGGAUGAUGAGGAGGAGGAGCAGAAGCCCAUGAGGACCUCUUGGAUUGACCCGCCGGAGGAGGACUACACCACGCAGCUGGCCCAGGCCGAGGUGGAGAGCUGCAUGAAGAAAUAUGAGGACACGUUCCAGGACUACCAGGAGAUGUUCAUCCAGUUUGGCUACGUGGUUCUCUUCUCCUCGGCCUUCCCGCUGGCCGCCAUGUGCGCCUUAAUCAACAACGUCAUCGAGAUCCGCAGCGACGCCUUCAAGCUCUGCACGGGGCUCCAGCGCCCUUUUGGGCAGCGUGUGGAAAGCAUCGGAGAGUGGCAGAAAGUAAUGGAGGCCAUGGGCAUCUUGGCGAUUGUGGUGAACUGCUACCUGAUUGGUCAGUGCGGGCAGCUGCAACGCCUCUUCCCGUGGCUGAGCCCCGAGGGGGCCAUCAUCUCUGUCGUGGUGCUGGAGCAUUUUGCGUUCUUGCUCAAAUAUAUCAUCCAAGUGGCAAUUCCGGACAUCCCGGCCUGGGUGGCGGAGGAAAUGGCGAAACUUGAAUAUCAGCGACGUGAAGCUUUCAAGAAACACGAGCGGCAGGCCCAGCACCACUUCCAGCAGCAGCAGCGGCGCAAGCGGGAAGAGGAGGAGCGCCAGCGCCACGCCGAGUACCACGCCCGGAAGGAGCGGGAGAGCGGCCGGGAGGAGGGCAAGGCCGACGGGGGGGCGCCGGACCCAGCCCACGAGAAGAGCCUGCCCAAAGGCAAGGGCACCGGUGGGUCGGGCCACGGCUCUGAGAAGCCAAAACGGCCCAGCUCCCUCCUGGCUACCAACAAUGUGAUGAAGCUGAAGCAGAUCAUCCCACUGCAGGGCAGGUUUUUGUCGGGGGGCGCUGGGGCGGGGGCCACGGGGACGGCCCGCUCCCCGCAGUCCCCCACUGGCACGGACAACAAACUCCCGGGCUUCCUGAGUUUCAAGUUCCUGAAGUCCCCAGAGACAAAGCGGGAGGCCGGUACGGAGAAGGUGCAGUCUCCCACCAAACCUUUCAAUCCCAGCAAACUGUUCAAUUUCAGCAAGUCGGAGGGGGGGAACGGGGCUCCUCCACCGCCACAAGCCCCAAGGGCCGGCCACAUGGCAGACCCCAGCGAGAGGCCCCCGGCCAGCAGGUCGCACCUCAACGGGAUGGUGGCCGAGGAGAUGGCUGAGGAAUCUGAAAUCCGAACCAUGGUGGAGGAGGAGGAGGAGGGUCCGAGCCAUAAACUCUAA
This is a messenger RNA of Gekko japonicus, 3444 nucleotides long. RefSeq names its product anoctamin 8 (gene ANO8). Gene Ontology annotation, cellular component: plasma membrane. The record is from RefSeq and is a predicted model, not a curated record. Gene Ontology annotation, molecular function: chloride channel activity. NCBI's taxonomy places the organism in Eukaryota, Metazoa, Chordata, Lepidosauria, Squamata, Gekkonidae. The transcript has 19 exons. The coding region runs from base 1 to 3444 and encodes 1147 amino acids. Gene Ontology annotation, biological process: chloride transmembrane transport.